Messenger RNA from Megalops cyprinoides (Indo-Pacific tarpon), 5632 nucleotides. It is a transcript of the gene supt6h, whose product is annotated as SPT6 homolog, histone chaperone and transcription elongation factor. Lineage: Eukaryota; Metazoa; Chordata; Actinopteri; Elopiformes; Megalopidae. Gene Ontology annotation, molecular function: DNA binding; histone binding; nucleosome binding. The transcript has 37 exons. The coding region runs from base 122 to 5317 and encodes 1731 amino acids. The record is from RefSeq and is a predicted model, not a curated record. Gene Ontology annotation, cellular component: transcription elongation factor complex. Gene Ontology annotation, biological process: transcription elongation-coupled chromatin remodeling; mRNA transcription by RNA polymerase II; positive regulation of transcription elongation by RNA polymerase II.
CGGAGCUGCAUUUAUUUGCAGGUCCUCAACAUCUUCGUCAAUAUUUUUUGGGUGUCGUUAGGUAUUUAGUUGGAUUUAUUUUUACACCGGAAAGGUUGGGUGUUUAAAAGGCCCUUCCAAAAUGUCUGACUUUAUCGAAAGUGAGGCAGAGGAGUCUGAGGAGGAGUUCGAGGAAAGGGAAGUGCAACCCAAAAAGAAACAGAAGAUUAUGGAAAUUGAUGAGGAUGAGGAAGAAGAAGAGGAGAAUACCGAGGACCAGGAUGAGCAUGGAAACCUACGAGGGCUGAUCGAUGAUGACGUGGAUGAUGAGGAGGAGGAGGAGGAUGAUGAUGAUGAGGGAAGUGGGGGAGCAGCCAGUGAUUCAGGGGAAGAAAUUGGACAUCGAAGAAAGAAGCGAACCCAUGAUUAUCGCUUGGAUGAUGACGACAUUGAUCUUAUCGAGGAGAACUUGGGCGUGAAAGUGAAGAGGAAAAAAUUCAGCCGCGUGAGAAAUGUGUACGACGACGAGGAUGAAGAGGACGACGAUGGCAGGGAAGCCCAUGAAAAGGACCUGAUAGCGGACGAGAUCUUCACAGGAGAUGGCGGUGCCGAAGAAGGAGAGGCUGUUGACGUACCCCUGCACCCUGGCGAUGAUGAGGAGGAGGAUGAGGAAGAGUCAGAUAUCGACGACUUUAUUGUGGAUGAUGAUGGGCAGCCCCUGAGGAAACCUAAAUGGGGGAAGAAGCUCCCAGGAUACACUGAUGCGGCUCUGCAGGAGGCUCAGGAGAUUUUUGGCGGGGACUUCGACUUCGCCGAGUUCGACACGGAGGCGUACGAUCACGCGGAAGAGGAAGAGGAGGAUCCGGACGAGGAGUCCUGGGACCGGCCCAAGAAGCAGGCCAAGAAGCGGGUGGGCAGGCGCAGCAUCUUCGAGAUCUACGAGCCCAGCGAGCUGGAGAGCAGCCACAUGACGGACCAGGACAACGAGAUCCGCUCCACGGACAUGCCGGAGAGGUUCCAGCUGCGCAGUAUCCCUGUGAAGCCCGCAGAGGAUGAGGAGCUGGAGGAAGAGGCUGAGUGGAUCUACAGGAAUGCCUUUUCAACUCCAACUAUUUCCAUGCAGGAAAGUACAGACUACCUGGACAGAGGAACGACCAGCAGCUUCAGCAGGAAAGGACCUAGCACCAUCCAGAAGAUCAAAGAGGCCCUGAACUUCAUGAGGAACCAGCACUUUGAGGUUCCGUUCAUAGCCUUCUACAGAAAGGAGUAUGUGGAGCCAGAGCUCAAUAUCAACGACCUCUGGAAGGUCUGGCAGUGGGAUGAGAAGUGGACCCAGCUGAAGACACGCAAGCAGAAUUUGACGCGCCUCUUCCAGAAGAUGCAGGCCUUCCAGUUUGAGCAGAUCUCAGCGGACCCAGACAAGCCCCUUGCCGACGGCAUCCGUCCACUGGACACCGCUGACAUGGAGAGGCUGAAAGAUGUCCAGUCUAUCGAUGAGCUGAGUGACGUGUACAACCACUUCCUGCUCUACUACGGCCGAGACAUUCCCAAGAUGCAGAACGCCGCCAAAGCCAACAAGAAGAAGUUGAAGAAGAUCAAAGAAGUCUCGGAGGAAGAUGGAGAGCAGGAAGCAGAGUUGGAGGAAGAGGAAGAGGAAGAAGAACAGAAGGGGCCUGACCUGAAGCUGGCAUCCCGCAGGGACAUGUACAGCAUCUGCCAGAGCGCGGGGCUGGAUGGGCUUGCGAAGAAGUUCGGUCUGACCCCGGAGCAGUUCGGAGAGAAUCUGCGAGACAGCUACCAGCGGCAUGAGACAGAGCAGUUUCCAGCCGAGCCCGUAGAGCUGGCCAAGGACUAUGUAUGCAGCCAGUUCAGCACCCCUGAGGCGGUGCUGGAGGGAACGCGCUACAUGGUGGCCAUGCAGAUCGCCCGGGAGCCGCUGGUCAGGCACGUCCUCCGGCAGACCUUUCAGGAGAGGGCCAAGAUCAACAUCAAACCCACCAAGAAGGGCAAGAAGGACGUGGAUGAGGCGCACUAUGCUUACUCCUUCAAAUACCUGAAGAACAAGCCCGUGAAGGAGCUGAACGGAGAUCAGUUCCUGAAGAUGUGCCAGGCGGAGGAGGAGGGCCUUCUCACCAUAGACAUCUGCAUCGACCUGGUGGGAGUGAAGGGGUACGGGGGCGAUCAGACCUACUUUGAGGAGAUCAAGCAGUUCUACUACCGAGACGAGUUCAGCCACCAGGUGCAGGAGUGGAACCGGCAGCGUACCCUGGCCAUCGAGCGCGCCCUCCAGCAGUUCCUCUACCCGCAGAUGGCCAAGGAGCUGAAGAACAAGCUGAUCGCCGAGGCCAAGGAGAACAUCAUAAAGGCCUGCUGCAGGAAGCUGUACAACUGGCUGAAGGUGGCACCUUACCGACCGGACCAACAGGUGGAGGAGGACGACGACCUCAUGGAUGAGACACAGGGCAAAGGCAUUCGCGUGCUGGGCGUGGCCUUUUCAUCCAGCCGAGACACCCCAGUCUUCUGCUCCCUCAUCAAUGGGGAAGGAGAGGUGGUGGACUUCCUGCGGCUGCCCAACUUCCUGAAAAGGAGGAACGCAUGGAGAGAGGAGGAGCGGGAGAAAAAGCUUCAAGAUAUUGAAAACCUGAAGAAGUUUCUCAUCAGUAAGAAGCCCCACGUUGUUGCCGUGGCCGGGGAGAACAGGGACGCACACAUGGUGAUGGAGGACAUCAAGCGGACGGUAAGCGAGCUGGAGCAGGAGGCCUCUCUCCCCUCCGUGGGCGUCGAGCUGGUGGACAACGAGCUCGCCUUGCUCUACAUGAACAGCAAGAAGUCUGAGGCGGAUUUUAGGGACUACCCCCCUCUCCUGCGGCAAGCGGUGUCUGUGGCGCGGAAGAUCCAGGACCCCUUGGUGGAGUACGCCCAAGUCUGCAGCAGCGAUGAGGACAUUCUGUGUCUGAAACUGCACCCUCUUCAGGAGCACGUGGUGAAGGAGGACCUGCUGAACGCCCUGUACUGCGAGUUCAUUAACCGGGUGAACGAGGUGGGCGUGGACGUGAACCGGGCGAUCACCCACCCCUACACGCAGAGCCUGGUGCAGUACGUCUGUGGGCUAGGCCCCAGGAAGGGCUCUCACCUGCUCAAGAUCCUGAAACAGAACAACACUCGCCUGGAGAACCGGACGCAGCUGGUCACCAUGUGUCACAUGGGGCCCAAGGUCUUCAUCAACUGUGCUGGCUUCAUCAAGAUUGACACAGCGUCUCUGGGAGACAGUACGGACUCCUACAUCGAGGUUCUCGAUGGGUCGCGCGUGCACCCCGAGACCUACGAGUGGGCUCGCAAGAUGGCGGUGGACGCGCUGGAGUACGACGAGUCGGCGGAGGACGCCAAUCCCGCCGGAGCCCUGGAGGAGAUCCUGGAGAACCCGGAGAGGCUGAAGGACCUGGAUCUAGACGCCUUCGCCGAGGAGCUGGAGAGACAGGGAUAUGGUAACAAGGGCAUUACCCUGUACGACAUCCGUGCAGAGCUGAGCUGCAGGUAUAAAGACCUGAGAGCACCCUACAGGCCCCCCAACACAGAGGAGGUGUUUAAUAUGCUCACCAAGGAGACGCCGGAGACCUUCUACAUCGGUAAACUGAUCACCAGCGUUGUGACGGGGAUAGCUCACCGGCGCCCCCAGGGGGAGAGUUACGACCAGGCCAUUCGCAACGACGAGACGGGUCUGUGGCAGUGCCCCUUCUGUCAGCAGGACAACUUCCCUGAGCUCAGCGAGGUGUGGAAUCAUUUCGACAGUGGCUCCUGUCCCGGUCAGGCCAUCGGGGUACGCUCCCGCAUGGACAACGGUGUCACUGGUUUCAUUCCAACAAAGUUCCUGAGUGACAAAGUAGUCAAGCACCCGGAGGAGAGGGUUAAGGUUGGGAUGACGGUCCACUGUCGGAUAAUGAAGAUCGACAUCGAGAAGUUCAGCGUGGACCUCACCUGCCGAACGUCAGACCUGAUGGACAAGAACAACGAGUGGAAGCUGCCCAAGGACACCUACUACGACUUCGACGCUGAAGCCGAGGACGUCAAGCAGGAGGAGGAGAUGAAGAAGAAACAGCAGCGUACCACCUACAUCAAAAGGGUGAUCGCGCACCCUUCCUUCCACAACAUCAACUUCAAGCAGGCAGAGAAGAUGAUGGAGGCCAUGGACCAGGGCGAUGUCAUCAUUCGGCCCAGCAGCAAGGGGGAGAACCACCUGACGGUCACCUGGAAGGUUGCGGACGGCAUUUAUCAGCACGUAGAUGUGCGUGAGGAAGGCAAGGAGAAUGCCUUUAGCCUGGGCCACACCCUGUGGAUCAACAAUGAGGAAUUUGAAGAUUUGGAUGAAAUUACAGCUCGUUAUGUCCAGCCCAUGGCAGCAUUUGCACGUGAUCUUCUCAGCCACAAAUAUUUCCAAGACUGUAAUGGCGGAGACAGAAAAAAAAUGGAGGAGCUCCUUUUGAAAGCUAAAAAAGAAAAGCCCACUUUCAUUCCCUACUAUGUGUCAGCCUGCAAGGACCUGCCAGGGAAAUUCCUGCUGGGCUACCAGCCUCGUGGAAAACCAAGGGUGGAGUUUGUGACCAUCACUCCCGACGGCUUCAGAUACAGAUCCCAGAUAUUCCCCACAGUCAACGGACUCUUCCGCUGGUUCAAGGACCAUUACCAGGAGCCAGUGCCAGGCAUUACCCCCAGUAGCAGUAGCCGAACUCGAACCCCAGCAUCGGUCAACGCCACACCGGCCAACAUCAACAUCGCAGACCUGACGCGAGCGGUCAGCGCCCUCCCUCGGAAUAUGACCUCCCAGAUGUUCAGUGCCAUCGCCGCGGUGACAGGGCAGGGACAGAAUCCCAACUCCACGCCGGCGCAGUGGGCGUCCAGCCAGUAUGGCUACAGCGGCGGCAGCAGCGGCGGUGGCGGCGGCAGCAGCAGUGCUUAUCACGUGUUUGCCACACCGGCCCAGCAGCCCAUCACCACGCCCCUGAUGACCCCCAGCUACUCGUACGCCACCCCCAGCCAGCAGCAGGCCAUGACCACCCCGCAGUACCCCAGCAGCACCCCCCAGUCCUCGCACGGGCACCCGCCUUCCUCCACCCCGUCCUCAUCCUCGUCCCGCGUCAGAACACCACAGCCAAAGACGAACACUCACACAGCGGUGGACUGGGGCAAGAUGGCCGAGCAGUGGCUGCAGGAGAAGGAGGCGGAGCGCAAGAAGCAGAAGUCCAGGAUGACCCCGCGGCCCUCGCCCAGCCCCAUGAUCGAGAGCACGCCCAUGUCCAUCGCCGGGGACGCCACCCCCCUGCUGGAUGAGAUGGACCGAUAGGCACCGGAGGGGGAGAGUGCAGCCACCUCACACCGACCUCCCCCCUUCCCAUAAUCCCACACUCUGCUCCCCAGCAAUCCCACAAGCCCACUGCCCCCACUGUACUCGCCAUCUCUCUCCUCAGCCCCAAAGCUACUUUAUUUUGUAAUAACAGUACUGGAGCAAAAAAAGCUACUUCAUGUUGAGACAAAGAUGAACAUUUCAAAAACGGGCAGUUGGACAAACAAAUUUGGGAAAUGGACCUAUGACAGAAGUUUGUCACGUGGGGUUUUAGUUUUAAUCAAGGCAAGGCAAGGUUUUUUUGUUUUGUUUUUU